This is a messenger RNA of Aplysia californica (California sea hare), 8746 nucleotides long. RefSeq lists its product as uncharacterized. Lineage: Eukaryota; Metazoa; Mollusca; Gastropoda; Aplysiida; Aplysiidae. Gene Ontology annotation, cellular component: microtubule plus-end. The record is from RefSeq and is a predicted model, not a curated record. Gene Ontology annotation, biological process: microtubule depolymerization; microtubule bundle formation.
GUCCUCUCAUCGCCCCGAGCGGCCUGUGUUCGCUUCUUCUUACUGACUGUGUAAGAAGUCCGUGGAUCGAGAGGGGCUAAAGGGGCGCCCUCCCCUGGCUGACAUAGAGCACAGACCUACUUUCAGUGCACGCCCUCCUCUGUGUCGUCCAAGUGUGUGUAGUUCACACAUGUACGUUUCACGGAAUAUUUCUCGCACUGUUGGAUACCGUGUAUUAUCUUGACGUCUCUAAAUAACGCCCGCUGUUGCUGUAACGGGGUGUAGUGUUGUAGUGUGUUGUGUGUUUGGAGACGAACUGGAAUGUCUAAGGUGGUGACCUUCGACCUCAUCCUGCUCUUUUACUGCUGUUUAAAUGUUUAAGUUCACUGACUGCGAGGAAAGAUACGAAGCGUCGUUUGCUGUCAGGACAUUGCUGCUCCUAUUCAAGGAUAUGCUAUUGCCACUGUAUACUGUAUGUUUUGAAAAAAAGUUCUGCUACUAAAUCUAAUGAUGAACUGAUGAUAACAUUAUUGCAUCAACGGAGAACUGAAUAGUCUAGCUAUCUUCUGACAUUUCUUAACUCAACAAGUGGAUAGAUUCUGACACAGCGGUUUGACUGAGCAGGUAGAACUUCCGCUCUCCAUGGGAGGACACGCCCCCAGGGCACUUCUGAUGGACACUUGCGCGCAUGCGCGACGCUGAUUGGUCUUGUAGGUUUGCUGUUCUAGCUGUUGAAGACGAUAGGCAUGGCGUCGGAUGAACGAGGUGGUGGCGAACGUGCUGCAGUACAAGACCAAGAUUGACCAGCUCAAACAGGAGAGCGCGAGCAUGAAGACAACCUAUGAGAAUAACCUACAGAAGUAUUGUAACCACCUGAGCACGCUGGAGAGAGACAACGUGAUGCUAAUGAACCAGGUCAAGAAAAUGGAAGCCCAGACACUCCGUGAGGAAUGCCUCAAACUUCAAAGCCGUGUCAAAGACCUGGAACUGCAGAACAAACACCUGAAUAUUUUGUUUCACCAACGGGUCCGCUUCACCUCCGACUCUGUACUUCAGGUGCAGCACACACACGUCUGUCACUCGAGUGCAGCAUCUGGCACGACAGGGGCAGUGAGUAUGCCACACGGGGAGAUGACUGUGCACUUUCUGGACAAUGCCGAGUCAUUACAGAGCAUGUGCAGUGAGAUUAUGAUCGACGACAGUCCUGGCAAGCCACAGCUUAGCUCCCCUCCACCGUGGCUGAAAGAGAAGCUGGCCGUGAGUCCUGGACGUACCCGGGAGGUCAGUGCCAGCUCAUCCAGUUCCUCCAGCACAACCAGCCCAUCAGUGUCAGACAUGAAGGAGCAGAUCAUUCAGAUGAAGAUUGAGACAGAGUUCCCAGCAACUAACACCAGCCCCAAGGUGAAACACAUCAGUAUCAGCGAACGGCGUACAAGGAGCCUAGAGCGUGGCAUGUCUAGCCUCAUGAGCCAUGUGAGAAAGGCUGAACAUGGCGCGGUGCGAGGUAGGAGAGGCUCUGAGACUCAAGACAGGAGUCACGCAUCCAGGCCGAGACUGAAACAAUCUGCGUCUGUUGAUGCAAUUGGUCAAAUGGAAAGUGCAGAAAGCUUUAAUCCAUGGCAGCUCGGCAAUGGGGUGGCCAACACACCUCAUGCAGUGGACCUGAACACGACCUGGAAUGGCACAGACUCCGCUUUAUUACCUCACACAGAUCCAAACCAUUCCAGCUUUGAAGCAUUCAACAAAGACUUUGCAAAACUUCUCUCGAAACAUUCUGUUGAGGAUAAUAUCACCUCCACUCCUCAGACUCCUCGUAAUGUUGAUAUUAAAAAAAAAGACAAAUCAAAACUUUCCUCUCCUCCAAGAACCAAUCCUCCAAAUUCUCAGUCUUCCCGACGCAUACCUCAGCACACUUCUAAAAACUAUGCAAAUGUAACUCCGGCUCUCAGGAAUCCCUUUGCAGAAACAAGUCCCACCCCCAAGUCCCCCUCUCAUGCUUCCAGUCAGUAUUACUACUAUGAUUACAGUGAUGAGGACAGUGACUCGAGACCAGUGUCUCGAGACUUUAGCACCGCCUCCACCAUGUCACUCAAUGAGUUGCUCGAUAGUAGUAUGGAAGGCGAGGUUGCCAUUGAUGAUGAUUUCUUCUCAGACUGGUCCUCAGUACGUUUGUCUCCGCAAAAAAGAUUGGACAACCUUUCGGGGCAAGCUAUUUCUAACAAAGCCCUCGAGGCAAGCAACAAAGCUGGUCACUCAACGUCUUCCUCAAGUUCAAGGUCAACGUCAUCCUCUCCAGACGCCUCUGGCAUACCAUUGCUUCAGGGCUCGUUUUACGAGAAAGGUGACCACUCCAAGUAUGGACCACCAUUCUCCCGAAGUGGGUUUGCUGACACCAAGGGAGUCAACCCCUCAGCUCAGAAAGGUGUGGUUGAGAAAGCCACAGUUAGAAAUCUAGUGCCAUUGAAGAGUAGAUCCCAACAGACGAAGUCAAAAAUAGCAUUGACUUCUGCCACCUCUCCCCCUGUGAGGCCCAAUGCCACAGUUGUGUCAGCUGAGGUUCACGCAGAUGUGACGGGUCACUGUCAACACUCGUCAUCUCCAUCUCCGAACUUGAGCCAAAAGUCCCAGGACCUUGGCUAUGCUAGCAAAGGAAGUUUGUCUCAGUCCUCCCCAUCACCAUCUCCCUCGAUGCCCCACCGCCCGGCCCCACCCUGGCUGCACAACUCCGGUGUUUCUCUCGCUGACAUGAGAACGUCGCCGCAUAUGAUUGCAUCACCUGACUCUCCGUCAAGCAGUAGCAGCACAUCCAGUUCAACUCGUCUCGUCCGGCCUGGUCAACUUGGUGUGAGCAAGUCCUCCACCCAGCGAGGGGUCAGCGCUCCUCAUGCCACUGGUCACUCGGACAGUAAAUCUUCCCCAGAAGUGGUAGGUGGCAGAGGGGGUCCAGGGUCAAGGUCAUUGACUGUGGAGAGGAGGUCAGAACGUGCACCUCAGUUGCCAACAUCUGAAAACAGCAAAAAGAGUUUACCUUUAAGCAAAGGCAGUGGUGAUACCCAGUCGAAGAGCGCUUCCAAAAUCCCGCCUCCAAUCGCAAAGAAACCAAGUAAGGCUGCAAAGGGGGACUCUGGUCAGACUGAAGAUCAAGAAUCAGCAUCAGAGUUUCCAGGGCCAGGCAAUACUGAUGUCAUAGUGGGAUAUUUGCUGCAGAGUCAUUUGCCCCAAGUGCCACUGAGCACCAAUGCCCUUGAUGAUGUAGUAAGACUGUCACUAAAAGACACUGGUGACUUUAAGUCCCGCACUCGUUCAGACAGCAUCGGAACAUCUUUGCCCCCUAAAUGUCAUUCAUCUGACUCAAGUUGUGAAAACUUGAGUACUGAACGGUCUGUGGGAAAAGAUGAUGGAUAUUCCACAAUGUCUUCAGACAUCCAUCCAGAGAUUCUGGACAAGUUUGGUGACAGCUUGUGUCGUAAACUUUCUGAGACUGACUCUGAACCGCCUUUCUCAGAAUCCCUUCUGGGUACUUUAAGAGAUGCAAAAACCCAGAGCCCAGUCACCCCAAGAGGCGUAAAUGAUGACUCUGUCUUAGAGGGCUCUGUGUUCUGUACACCUGAAGCAGAUGUCAGUCUGUCCUCAGUGGUCUCUACAUCCAGUGGAGACUUGUCUGGGACCUAUGCGUCCGCUGCCAGUGUGGCCACAGCAGGGAAUGUUGACUGCGAAAAUGCGACUCUGACAAAAUCACCAGUGCCUUCUGCUGACGACAGCUGUGAGCAAAUGCCGUGUGCUGGACUUUCAAAGGGCAGAUGUCGCAGUGCAAGUGUUUCAUCGUCUGCCUCUUCUGAGCAAGGAAAAUCUGCUCAACCCUCAAGACUUCCUUGGAUGUCUCGGCGACAUUCAGAUGACUUCAGUUUACAACAAACUCGUGGAGGGUCAUUGCCUUCUCCCCGGUCAUCAACAUCUUCGCUUGACUGCUCCAGGCCAAGGUCACCCAGCAAACGCUCAUCCUUCCCCGGCAGUGCCAUACCCGUGCCGUGCACCAGUCCCAGGUCUCCAAAAGCCAAAGCACCAUCAUCCACAUCCAAAGCCACGACCACUAAGGCAGUUCCUGAUUCACCAAACCGGCUUCCUAAAGGAUAUUUCUGUGGCUCAACAACUGUGAAAAGCUCACCCCGUGACCCAACCAAACCACCAACAGGCCGUGCACUACAAAGCAAGGGGAGAAAAGAGGCAUCAAAGACAGCAGUAUUAAGCUCCAUGCAAAAAGGAACACAAAAAAAACUUUGGGGCAGAAGGCAAAAGGCGGACAGCUGUGAGAGCCAUACAGCCCAGGACAGAGGAAAGAACAGCAACAGUCUCAAUGUAGAGAAGGAAUCUUUGCAAAGUGACCAAAUAAAUGAAUUUCUCAGUUCCACUGAAACUGCAUCCCACAACACACCAGCAUUUGGCACCUCAAAUCCCAAGACCUCCUGUCAAAACUCAGAAGGUCCAAAGUCUUCGCUGAAUGCUCCUCUGAGGUCUAUGAUCAUCAUGAACAAUGAGGCAUUUCGGCAGUUCUCCUCUGACUCAGAUAUUUCAGGAGAUGAAAGUUGUGUGUCAAAAGUGACUGUCAAUUGUGGUGCUAAGCUAGUUGAGCAGAGUAAGAAUGUCGAUGCUAGUGAAAGUGAGCUCAGACUCAACACUUCAGGAGAAUAUCAAUCUCUAGAGACAAGCAGCUCCCAUGCUGCCCCGUCUCAAACAAGGGAAUUAUCACCAUCAUUUCCUGUAAAUGAACAAGGAACAAAUUCUUUUUAUCCCGAGCCCAGAUUUGUGGGCAAUGACCUUCCACUACCCCAUCAGCAGACACUCUGUGAUCCGCACACUUUCGCAUCUGGGUCUUUAAAAACGUCAUCUCCCUUUUCGUCUUGUCAUGAUCUUGCGCAAGAAGGUCAGGACUCUUUUCGCCUUCGGAGAUGUCGCUCAGAGCAAAAUCUGUGCCUGGGGAGACAAGUAAGCCCUGGCUCUCAACAGACAUGGAUACAUUCCCAGGGAAGCAAUCCCCAUACACUGCGGGCUACAUCAUCUUUAGAGGAGAUCAGGUCUCCCCUAAGCUCCAGACCAUCUGUUGAUGACUGGUGGCACAACGCACACAGAUCAGCUAAUGUCUCACCAGCUUUCAAGCACUUCCUGAUCACAGCCAAUGAGGAGGACUCACACACUGCACCAUGCUUCCUCCCAAUGUUCCGGCCUCAUAUCACGCAUCAUGGCUACCCGGGGUACUCGCGGUCUCUCCGUCUCAACCUCUCAGAUGUCACGGAGCUGGACGAGGAGACUUCUGUCGGAUCUUUGGUCGACCUCACAGGGGACGAGAGCCCAAGGCUAUCUGUUGAGGAGCAGAAACAGUUCAAAAGCCAGUUCUAUAGUCUGUGUAAAGUGGACUCCCACCGGAGCCUGUUGUCUGCCGGCAGUCGGGACAGACAAUCCUUUACUAGCCUCACUGAACUUCUGAGUAACAAAAGUUUCGACACAUUGGGAAGUGGUGCGGAGAAUGAGGCUGAGGUCGGGGAACAAAGGAAGCAGAGUUCCGGAGAAGAUGAGAAAGACGAAGCGGCUCUCCGAGAAUUUGAUGAGAUCUCCAAGCAAAUAGCUAGUUUGUCUCAGACUGUCGAUGCUCUCAAUCUAAGUUUGUGUAGUCUUAACAGCGGGGAGCACGAGUCAUCUGCAGUAGGAGGAACUGACCCAGUGCCUUACCUUGUGGUGCAGAAUGCCACCAAGUCUGGCUCCACAGAUGAAUAUCACUGGCUGGAUGAUGAAUUUUUCGUGGCCUCAUUCAAUGGAAAGACAUCUGUGCUGCCAGGAAAUGAAAAUUUCGUAGAAGCUUCCAGCCAAAGAGACUCUCCAGGGGACGUGAAAUUUCGACAUUCUGGUGUUUCUCCUGCUAUGGGAGAGAACUCUCCCUUGUGCUCGCCAGACUUUGGAAGUCACAAAAGAGACACCUGGCCACUGGCAGACACAGAAGGCCUUCGUCAUGGUGAACGGUCGUCGUUCAUAUUUCGUCCUGACGGUCAGAACUGGAGUUUGUCAAAAACAGUCAGUCCAGAGAAGCAUGUGUCUGCACCAGUCCUUGAUGGACAGCAGGACCCACAGCUCCGCAGAUGGAUUGACGGACGGCAGGAUGGGGAAAAAGAAGAAGCCAUCGGAGGAGCAAAUUGUGGAGAACAUAUGAAGCCCAAUGACCUUGACCUGUUUGCAGCAUCCAGUGAGGAGAGCGAUGACAGUCUGGCAAGUGACAUUGGUCUGGAUCACAUGAUAUGCCAGAGACUCUUUGGACGCAAAGGUCACGCGGGUCCUUCCAUGGGACAAGUCUGGCUUCCCGGAGGGACCCACCUGCACUCCCACAACCUGAUGAUGAGCCUUGUCCAGAGGUCUGCAGCCGCUCAGCUCUUGGUCAGUCAAAGACUGGACACAUCCUCCCUGGGGGCUGAACAAGAAGUGGGCACGACCUGGGACAGUGCAAUGGGUUGUGGCAGCAUCAUGAAGUCACCAACGGGGAGCUCUCGGACUGAGCCCAAACAAAAGUCCUGUCCUGUUGGGCGUGUCUCUCCCGGAAAUGCUGAGCAAGGAGAAGAUGGGCCAACGAGUUCAAAUUCACUGAGGACUCAUAUGCCAAAGCAAGAGGACAGUAGCCUGUAUGUGCAAGGUCAAAAUUCUUGUAAGAGCCUUGACCGAGAGACUGCUGACCGGACAACGGCCAUGGUGUGUCAUGAUUCCUUGCCCACGUCCACAGAAGGAGUACAGGAGGACUUUGCUGCUCAGAGGUCAAGAAUACCGUCAAUGGGUUGUGGAAGACAGAGAGCAGGUAACAAGUCAAAACAGAACUUUGACCUUACAUCAUACUCUGAUUUUGUCAAAGAACUGAAAACUUCUGGAGCUAAGCUCAGCGGUUCUACAGUCCCACCUAGACGGCCGAUCGUAACCAAUGGAAGUCUUCGCUUCCACAAGGCAAAUAAGCUACCUGUGAGACCGACGUCUCUACCAUGUAAGACUGACAAGAGAUUCCUUCAGUUUCCCCAAAGAGACAGCAACCCUUAUGAGAACACACUGGACCCCCAAGGUCCCUCAUCAGAAGCUACCUUGACCAAACCAUUAACGUCUUCACAACCCAACUGCGUUCUUCCAACAGUGCACGUGAUAACUAAUCCCCCUCACCGACCACAUAGCGCCAGUGUUGCAGGUACCAACUUCCCUGUCUCUCCAGGUAGAGAAGGUUCUCCUGCCAUGUCCCCACCACCUUUGCCCCCCAGACAGCCACUCAUCACACACACACAGGACGGUCGGCCACAGGUCAUGAUCCGACCACACAAUGUGAGAAGUCCAACUGGCGAUAGCCGUGGUGAGACUGUGCGUCCUCAGUCCUUCAACCAGUAUCUUAUAGACAAGUCUAAAGCGGAGCUCUCAUCUUCCGUGACACCAGAUGGCGAGGUGGAUUUUGAAAGAAUUCGACAUUGUUCAGACUCUGGUCCCCCAGCUAACAGUGAGUCCCAGGUGUUCCAGGUACAAGGUGACCUUCAGUCAAGAAAUCAAAAGAAAUCUGUGGAAAAGUCAAAAGUUGAGAGGCCGUUGUCAUGGAUUCCUCGUCGUAAGCGUCUCAGCAAACGAGAUCGGUCAAAACGACUCCGUGAAGGAGAGCGCUCGUUGAAAGACACCUCAGGCAAACGAGGGUCACGAGGAACGCGACUUUGGUGUGACCUUGACCUCAGUGAUGAUGGAAACUCGGCGAGUGACUCAUCCAGGGAGGCAGAUUGUUCUUCGUAAUGAUGACUGCCUUCUGUGUAAAGUUUGAAUAUAUAACAAUGACUGACGUAAUUUAUUUGACAGAGAGAAAUUUGCUUUUGUUGUCUCUCUCUCUCUCUCUUUUUUUUCCUCUCUCUAUUUUCUUUCCUAUUUCUCUCUCUCCAUAUCUCUCUGCAUGUCACUCUCAAUGUUGAGAGAGUUGGCAAAGACAUAUAUGUGCUCAGGGGAGUGGAAGGAGAGGGGUUAAUCCUUACAAGAUUGUGAAGAUACAGGUACUAUUGUCAAUACCAGUAAAUACACAAAUAAUCAAGAGGAGCCAGAAGAGUGGUUUAUGGCUAUGUGAUUGGCCUUAUGGGUCUCCAAAGGUAUACCAUUUGGGGCUUGAUUAGAUGCACGGUAGGGGAACGGUGGGGGUAGGUAUGUUUUCACUGUUCGGGUAGUCUAGCAGAGGAAGGCAGAAGACAGAAAUAGCUUUGGUGCCAUCUGUUAACGACUUCUGCCAGACGGCCUCCAUAUUAGGUUCAAUGUCAGCCAUAUUUAUUUCUCAUCUUGCAUGUCCAUGAUCAUGAUUUCAUGAAGUUCUGCUUAUAUGGGGGUUACUUUAUGUUUUUGUUUCAGACAGAUAAAGCCUCAAGAUUUGUGCAGUUAUUCAUUUUUUAUAUCCUUUGAAAUGCAAUGUGCAUUAUUUAGGGAUUAGACCCUGAAGUGACGACUGUAUUGUUUGGCCGUGAUUGAAAGUUUAAUACGUACAGUGAUUUUAAAAUGAAGAUAUCAAGCUGUAAUAAUGAAAUUAAAAGGUUGGCAAACUUUUGUUUUAAUUGCUCGAAUGCAAAAAUGGUCUAGAUGAUCGUGGAUACAGUCGAGAUGCAAAGCAGGUGCAACUUGCAGCUACUUGAGACACAACGACCAGAAAACCUUUUGUUUAUACUUUCACCAUGGAAGACUGUUGAUUUAAUGUAUAUCUACCCAAAAGAAUAUUAAAAUAUAAACCCUACAUAAA